Molecule: messenger RNA, 1053 nt
Organism: Aspergillus ruber CBS 135680
Lineage: Eukaryota; Fungi; Ascomycota; Eurotiomycetes; Eurotiales; Aspergillaceae
Product: zinc-dependent alcohol dehydrogenase
Exons: 2
Coding region: 1-1053 (350 amino acids)
Molecular function (GO): zinc ion binding; oxidoreductase activity
Source: RefSeq, a predicted model, not a curated record
AUGUCUAUCCCGGAAACCCAAUGGGCUCAAGUGAUCGAAAAAACCGGCACCCAUCCAGUUUACAAGCAAAUCCCCGUCCCCAAGCCUGGUCCCGAUGAAGUACUCGUCAAAAUCCACUACACAGGCGUCUGCCACACAGACCUGCACGCCAUGAAAGGCGACUGGCCCCUUUCAUCCAAGAUGCCGCUUGUCGGCGGUCACGAAGGUGCAGGCGUUGUCGUUGCCAAAGGUGAACUCGUCAAUGUCAUUGACGUCGGCGACCACGCUGGUGUUAAGUGGCUGAAUGGAUCAUGUCUGUCGUGCGAGUUCUGCAAGUCCGCGGAUGAGUCGGUUUGUCCUGAUGCGUCGUUGUCGGGAUUUACUGUCGACGGGACGUUCCAGCAGUACUGUGUUGCGAAUGCGGCGCAUGUUACUAAGCUCCCCAAGCAUGUGCCCUUGGAUGCUGCAGCGCCAGUGCUGUGUGCUGGUGUUACAGUUUACAAAGGAUUGAAGGAGUCCGGGGCCAGACCCGGCCAGACUGUUGCGAUUGUUGGUGCGGGUGGUGGUCUGGGCUCCUUGGCACAGCAGUAUGCGAGGGCUAUGGGUCUUCGUAUUGUGGCUAUUGACGGUGGGGAUGAAAAGAAAAUCAUGUGCGAACAGCUUGGUGCAGAGGCAUUUGUAGACUUUACCAAGUCCAGUGAUCUGAUCGAGGAUGUCAGGGCUGUUUCUCCCGAUGGACUUGGUGUGCAUGCUGUUCUUUUGCUUGCGGCUGCUGCGAAGCCGUUCGAGCAGGCGACGGGAUAUGUUCGUUCGCGGGGUACGAUCGUUGCCAUUGGGUUACCGGCGGAUGCGUAUCUCAAGGCUCCUGUGUUCAAUACAGUGGUGCGGAUGAUCAAUAUCAAGGGAAGUUAUGUCGGGAAUAGGCAGGAUGGAGUGGAGGCGAUUGACUUCUUUGCACGGGGAUUGAUCAAGGCUCCAUUCAAGACUGUGCCGCUCAAGGAGUUACCGCAGGUUUUUGAGCUGAUGGAGCAAGGAAAGAUCGCCGGGAGAUACGUCUUGGAAAUUCCUCAAUAG